This is a messenger RNA of Girardinichthys multiradiatus, 3554 nucleotides long. It is a transcript of the gene nrbp1, whose product is annotated as nuclear receptor binding protein 1. Gene Ontology annotation, biological process: protein phosphorylation; endoplasmic reticulum to Golgi vesicle-mediated transport; intracellular signal transduction. The coding region runs from base 666 to 2270 and encodes 534 amino acids. The transcript has 18 exons. The record is from RefSeq and is a predicted model, not a curated record. Gene Ontology annotation, cellular component: endomembrane system; cytoplasm. NCBI's taxonomy places the organism in Eukaryota, Metazoa, Chordata, Actinopteri, Cyprinodontiformes, Goodeidae. Gene Ontology annotation, molecular function: ATP binding; protein kinase activity.
GGGGGAUGGUGAGACUCGUACCUGGCAACCAGCCUCGGCUCGUUAGUGCAGUGUGCAUCUGGAAGUUGUCGCCAUCAUAAGUAGCUAAAUGUUUAAGCUAGCUCUCAAGUCGUCAGCCGUUGUGUCCGAAGAUACAGCGUCUGACACCGUUAACAGGUUUUCCUGUGUUUUAUGUCGAUGUUUCGUGAGCCGUUGUGAUGUUAACAACCAGUAAACGCGAUUAGUUAUGUUGCAGUGCUGUGUCGCUCUAUCAAAACCAACAGCAGGAUCUAUUUUCAGAGCACGUAUUAGCAGCCUGGAGUCUUGAGAGGCAGUAAAGGGGGCGGUGGGCUGCUGAGACCGUCGCUGGCUAGCAGCGAGCUUGCUAGGUAGCUACAAAGAAAGCGAAAUCGUUGAUACACGUUAAGAAAAAUAAAAUCAGAGCUUUUGGCGUAGCUACAAUCUAAGUGGUUGUUUUCUGCUGUUGGGUUCGUGACAAACCGUAACCAAGGAGCUAGCAGGGUCAGCGCUAUAUGCAUCUUUGCUGAGAAACUUGGGAUUUAAAGCUAACAGGACUCAACAUCCUGCCGGGAUUGAUCUGUCCGCAGUGAGACUGAUAAACUGGAGCUGCAAUCGUCACUUUUGUCGUAUUUAACAGCAGGCGAUUGGGCCUGACAGCGGAGAAGAUGUCUGAGGGAGAGAGCAGGCAGGCCCCGGACACUGCCCAGGAGGCGAAGCCGGACUCCGGGGCAGCUGCGCCAGCAGGCCAAGGGGUGGCAUCCGUGUCUCCGCCGGUGUCCACGGUGACCCAGUCUCCUCCAACGGCUGCCACGGAGGACGAGGAAGAGGAAAGCGAGGAUGAGUCAGAGAUUUUGGAGGAAAGCCCGUGUGGACGCUGGCAAAAACGCAGGGAAGAGGUGAAUCAGCGCAAUGUGCCUGGGAUCGAUAAUGCUUACUUGGCCAUGGACACAGAGGAGGGGGUUGAAGUGGUGUGGAAUGAGGUCAUGUUCUCAGAAAGGAAGAACUUCAAACUGCAGGAGGAAAAAGUGAAAGCUGUGUUUGACAAUUUAAUCCAGCUGGAGCAUUUGAACAUUGUGAAGUUCCACAAGUACUGGGCAGAUGUGAAGGAAAACAGAGCCAGGGUUAUUUUCAUCACUGAGUACAUGUCAUCAGGAAGCCUCAAACAGUUCCUGAAAAAGACAAAGAAAAACCACAAGACCAUGAAUGAAAAGGCCUGGAAGCGCUGGUGUACACAGAUACUGUCCGCCCUCAGUUACCUGCACUCCUGUGAUCCUGCCAUCAUCCACGGCAACCUUACCUGUGACACCAUCUUCAUCCAGCACAACGGCCUCAUCAAGAUUGGCUCAGUUGCCCCUGACACCAUCAAUAACCAUGUGAAAACCUGUCGGGAAGAGCAGAAGAGCCUCCACUUCUUUGCUCCAGAAUAUGGAGCUGUUGCCAAUGUUACCACAGCGGUGGAUAUAUAUUCCUUUGGAAUGUGCGCCUUAGAGAUGGCUGUAUUGGAGAUCCAGAGUAACGGAGAUUCGUCCUAUGUGUCCCAAGAAGCCAUAAACAGUGCCAUUCAGUCCCUAGAAGACCCAUUGCAGCGGGAAUUCAUCCAGAAAUGUCUGGAGGUCGACCCGAGCAAGAGACCCACAGCCAAAGAGCUGCUGUUUCACCCUGCCUUGUUUGAGGUGCCCUUACUCAAGCUGCUAGCUGCACACUGCAGCGUCAGCCACCAACACAUGAUUCCAGAAAAUGCUUUAGAGGAGAUGACAAAGAACAUGGACCCCAACCUGGUCAUUGUUGAAGCCAAGAACGGAGUUCAGAUGAAGCUCUCACAGUUCCCUGCACUUGAGCUGGACAAGUUUCUCGAAGAUGUGAGGAAUGGGAUCUAUCCUCUGACUGCAUUUGGGAUGCCCCGUCCACAGCAACCUCAGCAGGAGGCUGUUAAGUCACCCAUAGUCCCACCUUCAGUCAAAUCUCCAACACCUGAACCUGCAGAGGUUGAGACCAGAAAGGUCCUCCAGAUGCAGUGCAACAUUGAGCCUGUUGACGAAGGCACCAAGCAUCACCUGACGUUGUUGUUGAAACUUGAGGAUAAACUGAACAGGCACUUGAGCUGUGACUUGUUACCAAAUGAGAACGUGCAGGAGCUGGCUGUGGAACUCGUCCAGCUGGGCUUCAUCAGUGAGGGCGAUCAGCCGCGACUUGCAUGCGUUCUCGAAGAGGCCUUCUCGAAGUUCUACAGCCGGAACGGCUCCCUCAACCCGGUGACUGUUUCCUCGUAGCCGAGGACUCGCCAGGCCUUCUCUCAGCCCUCCUCGUCCUCCACAGCAGGACUAGCUUUCGCUUCACGUCGACAUCUCUGUAAAGCUUUUGCGAGGACCGAGGGGGCAGCCUUGGUCUGAUUGCAGAUCCUGCAACCUCUUGUAUUUUCUGGUGGAGAAAGCUGCCACUAAGUGGUUGUUGUUCUCUUUUCUUUUUAUUUCUCCCCACCAAACACAGCCAUCUGCUUCUCUUCUAAAAGAGGAAAUUGUAGUUGAAGCUUCUUGGAAGGUACAAAUGUUUUGACUGUUUGACUCGGUUCUUUCAGUGGUUUAAAAAAAUGGCAGAAGUAAGCGACAUAAAAUGGAUAACAGCAGCGUUUUCCUUAAGUCAGUGUUGAAGUUGUAUUUUAAACAUUUUUUUCUUAAAUCAUUUGAUAGAGUUGUGUGUCUGCCUGCUGUCCCGACAUACUGAAGCAUGUGUAUUAUAGUGUGAGCUUAAAGUCUUUGUCUCGAGCAGUGACUGAGGUACCUGCUGACCUCGGAUUAGUUUCGGAGGACUCUGGAAGGCGUAAAACUAGUGAAGAAACGUGAGAUGUCAGUUUGGCUUUAAAUUCUACUAUCACACAACAUAUAGUCAUAAACCCAUCAGCUGCAACACAAUCAGAUAAGCAAGUUAAGAUAUAUAUAUAUAAAUCUAUUUAUGUGUGCAUCUCUUUGAUGUCUGAUGUAUUUCACUUGACAAAGGCCGAGGGUGGAUUGUAUGCUUUUACUCCCUGUUUUUCUUCAAAUCAAGCUGGUACUUUCUAUGAAACAGAACUGUGAGUAGAAACAUUGCAGCUCAACACUUCAACAGUCUCUUUAGGUCUAAUUUCUCACCCAAGAUGUCAGUUUGAGCGAUUGUCAAGCUCUGGAUGUCACAGUACCUGUGAGUACACAUUAGCUCCACGUCAGUUCAUGAAUUAUUUUUAUAAAUUAAUUUGUCACACAUCAGUUUUUAGUAUCUUGGGGCCAUUCAACAAGUAGAUUUUGUGACACUGUUGGUAAACUUGUGUAUCCUGUUGGAAACAUCUCAGUGGCCCCUGGCUUGUGCACGGCGCUGGGAGGAACAUAAAGACGUCGGUGAGCCUGUGCCGUGUCCUCCGUGCUGUGACUACCUCCUGUCAGGGUCUGUAGAUACAAGUGUGGGACAUCAUGUACUCUGUAUGCUGGACACUGUGCUGUUUCCACAAUGCUUUUACCCUCUUUUUCACGUCAACUAAAACAAUAAAAAAAAAAAAAUCAAAUUAUCUGCACCUGAUGUCUGUA